GCACACAAAUUUCGCGACACAAACACUUUCGUUAACUUCCACGGUAAUUUAAAAUUUAAAAAGGUAUUUUUUGGUCCUUAACUACCAAUGAUCGAUAUUUCCUUUGUUGUCACGUACCAUUUUGUCCACUCUUUGUACAUGAUUGGGCAAGUCUUAACUUGUGAUAAAUGGUUUAACCCCAGGGGUAACAUUUGAUCGCAUUGUUUGAUUGUCUGAUGAGGGUGGUCCUGAGAAAGACCGUUGUCGGUAGUGAUGACUGACGUUAAAACUGAAAGCCAACAAAAUGAUGACUUCGUUGACAGAAAAUGCAAUUGUUCUAGCUAGUAUAGCUAAGGGUUUUGACUUUCAUGGGAUUUGCUCCUUGGAUGAGCAACUUUAAGAUAGAGAAUUGCGCUUUAACAAUCUUUGCAAGUCGCCCGAGAACUGCCUUGCUCUUCUGUGACACUUUAUGUAAACGGUUUGGCCAAAUUUUUACUUAAAGCGAACGAUUCCACCAGUGACACACGGGCUAUUAACGUUGUUACUUUUUUUCUUGACAGUAGAGGAGAACCGCUUUCCUUUCGAAGACUGCGUAUGCACACUAACUAUUUCAGUCGGUUGUCUCUGCCCCAAGUCCCUCGCUUAACUGAAAUAUGUGAAUUUCGGAUUGUAGCUACCGCCAGUCAGUUUUACUGUUAGGUCGAUUUUCGAUGAUCUCUCGAGAAGCGCCUUCGUUCCUUGUGGAAAAUUGGUUGCAACUAUUUUUUUUCUUUUGCGCACUUAAUUUUUGUAACUGUCCGUCAGCUUCGCUUUUAUUUUGUAAUUAACUCCUCAGAUUAAUUUGCUCCUCUGUAAUAAUUAAUUUCGGUCUGGAGCUUAAUGUGAUUUUAAAGAAGCGCUGCGGCUGUUUGAAACACAACUUGUUUGAACUUUUAAUCAAAUCGCAGAGAAUUAAAAAUCUGUAAUAAUGCUCUGUGCCAGAACAAAAGCCGAAUGAAGCAAUAAAAUUCAAAUUAGAGGUGGCUUUCAAAACUAGAGCCGACUCCAUUUGACAGCUUCAAGAUAAUUUCUCAAUACUUAUCACUAUUUUGCCCUAUUUUUGAAAUUAAAGCAUUCUUUAAUGCUUGUGGGAUCCUACGCUGUAGUGGAACUAAAACAUGGUGCUGAUGAAGUGUUUUGCUAUCAGGCGAGGAGUCUUAAAAAAAAGAUGUGAGUUCAUAUGGGCGACGAACUUGGCAUUUGCUGUCAUUUAUAUUUGUUCACUUAACAAACAACUCUUUUGAUUUUUGUUUAAGGCUUUGUCAAUCAAUCAAAAGCGAACAUUUACGCGCACAAAAGAGCAAUGUGUUAAUAUAUUCGAGAAAAUCAGGGACAGUGUAAACUUGUGCAUGGCUUUAUUUCCGAUAGCUACAUUCUUCGGGUAUUAAUCACCUGAUGUUGCUCGCGAACCAAGAAAACCUCCUUUGAAUGUUCGCGCUUGUCCAUUCUGAGUUGCACCAACGACUUGUCCUUUUUCCCAUCGCAGUGGAUAAGAUCGAACAGCUAGCUCGUUAAUUUCCUGCGGCCAAACGAAACAUGAAGUUCGAAGACGUUUACGAAAUCAAGGAGCUCAUCGGGAAAGGGUCGUUUGCUGAAGUGAAGAAAUGCGUCAAUCGUAAGACACUACAGCUGUACGCGGUGAAGGAAAUUCAUUAUGAAGAUGCAGAACACAGAGAGAAAGUAGAAAAUGAGUCGGAGAUCUUAGAAGAGCUAAAUCACGUGAGCAUAGUUCGUCUGGAAGAAGUGUUCUAUGCUGAUGGAAAAGUGCUCAUGGUGCUGGAAUACUUACCUGGAGGGGACCUUUUCGAUGGACUGGUAUCUAGACCCUUUUACAGCGAGAAGGACGCAUGCGCUUGUGCCCAACAGAUCAUCAGAGCACUACACUAUUUGUCAAGGAAAGGGAUUAUUCAUCGGGAUUUGAAACCAGAGAAUCUUUUGUUGGCCGAGAAACCAGAAGUGGACCGUCCACCGAUUAUCAAACUCACAGACUUUGGAAUUGCAAAAAGGAUACAAGACGGAAGACAAAUGGUUGAUUGCCACGGUAGCGGCUCACCAAUGUACCUUGCACCAGAGACUAUAAUGGAGAGGCCAGUAAAUGGUGCUGUAGACAUUUGGGCCUGUGGUGUCAUCCUUUAUUUACUACUUGUUGGGUAUCCCCCAUUCUGGAAUCAGAGAGUGGAAUUUCUCCUUCUUAGCAUUUUACAAGGGAACUACUCGUUUCCUUCUCCAUACUGGGACUCAGUCUCCGACUCGGCUAAGGAUCUCAUAAGCAAAAUGUUAACAGUGAAUCCUGAGGACAGAAUAACAGCUUCUCAAGCUCUUCGUCACGACUGGAUUUCUCAAGGUGAUUUCGUCCCUUCUCUUCAUAAGGAAACGACAUUCGUCCGACUCACAGCCUUUAAUGCAAGAAGAAAACUCAAGGGAGUGGUGCUGGGGCUUAUUGCCAGGAAUAGGCUAACUUUCACACCCAACCAAAACGUAGUUCGUUUGACGCGGAAGGUUUCAUAUACACCUGACCCAGAAUUGGAACAAGAGGUGCAAGAAAUGCUGUCAAAUAAAGAACACGAAGAAGAAAGAAGACUUGAAAAAAUUAACGAAACUGUCAAUGGAGGCGACAAUGAUGUAGCUAAAUCGCCAAAGGAAUACCUUCUAACAGACUUGAAACCUAGAAGAUCGCGAAUGUUCAGAAGCUCUGUGUACAUUAAAGUAAAAGCUGGAGAAGGACGAGCAAGAGACAGAGUAGGGCGAAGAGUGUCUGAUGACGAUUCUUAGGGACGGUUUAUUUGUUCGGACAUAAAGAAAUAGUUGAAGUAUUUUUGUAAUUGUAAACCUCUCAGGUCGAUGUUUCGCCGAAGAACGUUUCUUAGACAAGAAAAGUGUCGACUAUUAACCAAGAGGCCGUAGCUAACUACGUCGUCAUAGACAUUGUGAUACAAACAUAUCUUUCCAAUUUUUUAACUUAGUUAAAAGGUUUAUUUUAUUAAUUGUUUUUAAGAAAACUCGUUGAAACCGUAUCAUUUUGCUAGGGAAGGAUUUUCAUAAAUUAAACACAAAUUAGUAAAAAGAGCUUGAUUUCCGUGAAAAAUAUGCAGGCGAUAUAUGCGCGCAUGGUUAGUGUAGAGAAAGAUAGAUUUAGGAACGCUCUAUUUGACUUUAAGUGAGAUGGGGUUUGAACUAUUUGUUUUGUAAAUUUUCAACCCUUUCAAUUUUCUACACUUAGUAAUGGAAUGUACUCGUUUCUCUCUUUCUCUCUCUACCCUGCCUUACCUUUCUCCUCUUCCUUCUCAGAACUUUCUAUCGGUUUUAAUGGAAAAACACGAGAAUCAUUUGUAAAUCACAGGGGUUUACCAGAGUAAAACGAUGGGUUUUUUACCAA
Messenger RNA from Pocillopora damicornis (cauliflower coral), 3394 nucleotides. RefSeq names its product calcium/calmodulin-dependent protein kinase type II delta chain. NCBI's taxonomy places the organism in Eukaryota, Metazoa, Cnidaria, Anthozoa, Scleractinia, Pocilloporidae. The record is from RefSeq and is a predicted model, not a curated record. Gene Ontology annotation, molecular function: ATP binding; protein kinase activity. Gene Ontology annotation, biological process: protein phosphorylation.